AUGGUCGAGAGUUUAGCUCGCGCGCACACGCAGGUUUUUUUUCACCGCAACAAGGUCAUGUGCAUUUCCGCCGGGAGCACCGAAGUGGCUGUUUAUGACCCGCUCUGCAGUGUGACUGAGAUUAUCUCUCUCCCGUACCGUGUCGUUCGCGCCGAGCCGGCCGACCACGGCUUCGUCUUUCGCAGCGACUGCAACAGGGUGUUCGGCUACGAUUUUAACAAGGGCCUGACAGAGGUGAUGAACGGGUGUAGCAUAACGGGCUUUUUGGGCCACUACAAGCAGUACGCCGUUGCGCUGCUUCACGACGGCGACGAGCGUGUGGUGGGCGUCACUGAGGCCGGCAGCAUCGUAGAGCUAGACGCAGCUUUGCCAUGUGUGCCGUUCACGUCCUUGGAUGAUGUCGUUCUCUACACAAGUGAGAAUGAAGUGGUGUCCUUGAAGGGUGGAAGUGCGGUUUCUCCUGUCGGGGAAGUUCACCUUUCGAGCUCGCAGCCAACUGAUAGCGAGGUCCUGUGCACCGUUUGCUUGUGCGAGUUCGAUGGCGACGACGGUAUCACCUUGGACUGCGGGCAUUACUUUCACAAAGAGUGCAUUGAGCAAUGGGUGGGCAACUGGAUGGACUUCGCGGCGAAGGGUGAGCACGUGAAGUUUACCCGCGCUGUCUGCCCUGGCGGGUGCAAGCACUUGGUUCGCCACCCUCUGUUGGCACAAUCGAAGCAGAUCAGCGAGUUGUACACGGAGGUGACUGCGAAAAAGGCGGAGCAGCUGAAGCACUUUGAUGCGACAAAGGCCCAGCACGAAUUCCUUUUCUAUCUCUGCGGCAGGUGCGGGGGCGUGUUCUACGGAGGCGAUCAGGUGUGCUCACGGAUGCAGGGGCACGAACCGUCGUCUUCCCCGCAAGAGCUGGUCUGCGAUACUUGCAUAGGAAAGGACCAUCGAACAUGUAACACUCUGAUGGCCGUCUUCAAGUGCCGCUACUGCUGCAAUCCCGCCACACAGCGAUCGUUCGGUACUCGUUUCAUGUGCGAUCGGUGCAUCGCGCGGUGGGACACCGCGGAGCCUGCGCUCAUUCCGUGCCCGGGAGCGGACAGCUGCCCGUUUCACGGAAAUCACCCGGAGCCCGUGUGCAACAUUGCGGCCUGUCUUACGUGUCUCGAUCCGGCCAUGGUGAGCCAUAUUUUUGAUCGAGUGGCGGGCGUUGCUGACGGUGCAGGUGGCGGCACCGAUUAG
Messenger RNA from Leishmania major strain Friedlin, 1230 nucleotides. RefSeq lists its product as hypothetical. NCBI's taxonomy places the organism in Eukaryota, Euglenozoa, Kinetoplastea, Trypanosomatida, Trypanosomatidae. Bases 1 to 1230 code for a protein of 409 amino acids. The record is from RefSeq and is a predicted model, not a curated record. The transcript has a single exon. Gene Ontology annotation, cellular component: nucleus.